AUGAAGGCAACGGGCACCUUAGUGCUUCUCAGCCUGCUGCUUCUGUCUUUCUUCUCGGAUGUAGCAGCUCAAGACAUUGAAGAGAUUUGUAAAGAGUUUCUAAACAGGAGCGUGUACUGCACGAGGGAGUCCAACCCUCACUGUGGCACGGAUGGCGUAACGUACGGGAACAAGUGUGCCUUCUGCAAGGCAGUUCUGAGGAGUGGAGGGAAAAUAAGAUUGAAGCACAUGGGGAAAUGCUGAGUCCUCACCAUCUCCGAGCACCGAACGCUGAUCCCCCAUCAGCAGUGGUCGCAGGCACCGGUACCUGGGCAUGGCAGCAGCUUGUCCUUGUCUCCACUGUCUCUGCUCAAUAAAAUAAAA
Molecule: messenger RNA, 363 nt
Organism: Oxyura jamaicensis (ruddy duck)
Lineage: Eukaryota; Metazoa; Chordata; Aves; Anseriformes; Anatidae
Product: serine protease inhibitor Kazal-type 6-like
Exons: 4
Coding region: 1-243 (80 amino acids)
Molecular function (GO): protein binding
Source: RefSeq, a predicted model, not a curated record